Messenger RNA from Chrysoperla carnea, 693 nucleotides. RefSeq lists its product as uncharacterized. The transcript has 4 exons. Lineage: Eukaryota; Metazoa; Arthropoda; Insecta; Neuroptera; Chrysopidae. The coding region runs from base 78 to 674 and encodes 198 amino acids. The record is from RefSeq and is a predicted model, not a curated record.
AUUAUCAAUGUUGAAUCGAGUAAAUACUGUUUACUAAUAUUUUAAUAAAAAAUUUUUAUACAUUAAAUCAAAUUAUAAUGGAAGAUAGUGGAAUCGACAGUGGAGAUACUAAACCAUCAAUUAUAAGCGAAGAAGAAGGAUUAUUUAAUGCGGUAGGAAGUGAUAGCUCUUGUGGAAGUAGUUCAUCACCACCCAGAUCAGUUUCAUCAAAAGAUAUUCAGCCAAUAGUGGUCGUAUCAUCAUGCAUAGGUGGAAACGCAAGUACUCGACAAAUUCAAAGAAAAUUAGAGGCCCGUAUAGAACAAGCGAAACGUAAACAUCGUUUACAAGAAUAUAAGAAAACCACUCAGAAUUUAAUACCAAUAGAGAGAUUACCAAUACCGGGCGUUAAAGAGCAACAACCUUUAGUUGAUUGGGAAACAGAUGAAAGUGAGGAAGAUAUAGCAAAUUUUUUCCCAAUAAAUCGAGUUAAAGAAAUUCACAAACAUCAAGAAUUAACAGACACAUUCAGUAUAGAAGAAAUGUCAAUUUCGGGAGGUGAGGAUGAAGAUGAAGAAGACGAUUUACAUUUAGUUCCUCCCACACCUUUAAAUCGACGAUUUGAAUGCUGUAUGUCAUUACCAACGGAGAAAUGUUCUAUUAUACACAUAAAAAUGAAUUUCCACAAUAUAUAGCUCAAUACUGGCAGCUCCC